Messenger RNA from Andrographis paniculata, 836 nucleotides. RefSeq lists its product as uncharacterized. Lineage: Eukaryota; Viridiplantae; Streptophyta; Magnoliopsida; Lamiales; Acanthaceae. The record is from RefSeq and is a predicted model, not a curated record. The transcript has a single exon. The coding region runs from base 52 to 696 and encodes 214 amino acids.
UCUGCCAAUAAUCGAAUUAUAGAUACCGCUCCCAACAAAACGGUGCAAUUGAUGGAUCAAAUCACAGCCGUUGGUUAUCGCCACUCUCGAUCGCCGUCCGGUAGGUUCAUCGGACUCUUCUCUCCGCCGUCCGAUGCGGCGAUCUCCUCGUCGUCGUCGGCGGGGUUCGCCGCCGACGAGCUCAACGAAGACGAAGUUUUCUACACCGACGGCUUCUCUGAGCCGCGGCGCCACCAUUCGUCCGCCGUCGAACACCGGCCGCGCCACGCUUUCCGCCAGCCGGAUAAGUUUGGCAUCCUCGUCGCAUUGCCGGAGAGUCGCCGGAAACCUGACGCGAUAAUCCAGAAGUCUGCUUUCCCUUCCUCACCACCGGCGUCGGAAACUCGCGACAUUCCGGCGAUUCCGAGGCCUCAGUCGCACUCGCAAUCGAUGCCGAUUCGGAGGUUCCAGCAAUCGGCGCCGGUGAACGUACCGAUGAUGACGAGAAAACCGAGGAACGGCGGUGAGCUUGCGGAAGUCGACCUGGACGACGACGACGAGAUCCUUCCGCCGCACGAGAUCGUGGCACGAGGAUCGUUCAGAAAUGAUAAGACGACGACGUUUUCGGUGCUGGAAGGCGCCGGAAGAACGCUCAAGGGGAGAGAUCUGCGGCAGGUGAGAAAUGCCGUGCUGCGUCACACAGGUUUUCUCGACUAGAAAUUUUCACUGACUUCAUCGUUUGAUUUUCUACUUUGGUCUCUUCUGUCAUUUCGAACUUUUGGAUUUGUGAUUUUUUUUUUUGUUGUCGAAACUGGUGAGGCUGUUUCAGAUCUGAGCAUUGGAAAAUAUUAAUUCCA